AUGGUUAGAUGCACCAGCUACAGUGUCCAGAGCCUCUCGCCAGGCUGUGUAUCUCCUGACAAGUCUUGCUCUACGCUGUCUUCACCCGUCUCGCUGCGUCGCUCCUCUUCUCUUGCUCUUUCUUCCCGCGCCCAGUGCAGCUCUCGGCGAGCGAAAUCUGACAGUGCUGUGGGUCGCGACGCCUACGCGGCAGCUCGGUUCCCCCUCGCAGGCCGUCUCCCUGGUUCCUCUUCUCGUAUAUUGUCAACCGGCACGACAGCGCUUGACUGCUCGCGCCCCUGCCUGGAGCCAACUCCGCCUCUUUCUUCCCGGUUUUCUUCGUGCGGAUCUGUGCUCUGUUUUCGUUCUCCACUGCCGGCGGAAGUUGCUCUCGCGCCGGGGUCCUCUUCACACUCUGCGUCUUGUCUCUCCGCGACACCUGCUUCGCUGCCGUCCACUUUUGUUUCUGCGUACUCUACUCUCCACAACGCGGCGUCCCUGAGUGCCUACCUGGUUCGCAAGCGCCUCGAGUACGUGGAGCAUCCAAAUAAGUUUACGCUCAAGUUCUGCCCAAACUGCCCGGACCACAAGCACCGGCGGGACAACCUCUUCAAACUCGAGGUCUUCAAGAACAGCGGGAACUGCUACUGCCACCGGUGCGGCUGGAAGGGUUCGUUUUUCGACCUGAAGACGAAGCUAGGCGACUUGAAUCCGCAGGAUGUCCUCGCGGCACUGCACGCGGCCGGAGACAGUCCCCCCGGGGUCGCGUACGCCCCCGGUCCCUGGGGCGCUCUACCCCUCGACGGGCUCCCCGGCCCCGGGGUACCGACUCAAGCGGGAUCCCCCGGAUUCGCGGGGGGAGUCGCCUUUGCGAGCGGCGGCCGGGCGCCCGGGGGAUUCGCAGGCCCGCUGGGAGGCGGGGGGUCCUUGCAGGGGGCUCUUGCCCCCGCUGCAAGAAAUGCGCAGCCGGACGGAGGCGACCGGUACGUGCCGCGGUUCGAGGCGUUCGCAGAGCAGCUCGCGGAGGCUGCGGAGGCCGCCAGGCGAGAGAACGAAGGCAACUCCAAGUCAGCAAAGGACAAGAAGAAGACGCGGUUGAAAAAGGCGAUUGAUCAGGGGGAAUCUGCGCGGCGGGAGGCAACAGCGACUGCCGACGAGAGAGCAGGCUGCGGCCGGCGCGUCCUCCAGUACCUUACUGAGAAACGAGGCAUCACACUCGAUACGCUGCGCGCGUAUGGAGUGGGUUGUGGGAGUUUUUAUUUUCCUCCGGCUGUCGAUGCUGGCGCAAACGGACCGCUGCCCAAGUGGGAGAGUCAUGACUGCGUGACAUUUCCUUGGCACGCUGCGUCUGACGAUGCCGCGAGCUCUCAGCAGCUCCCAGACGCGGAGGUCGCUGCGGCCUUCGACAGUCAACCGGCGUGUGGAUCUCCAGUCGCAGCGAAGACGCGCUUGCUGCGGGCGCGGCGGGUCGCCUCCGGGGCUUUUGAUGCCGAAGGCAGUGGCGCCUCGGGAGAGUCCGGCGGGUCGGAUGCAGAGAAGACCAAAUGUGCCCCCGCUCCAACGGUACCCGUCGUGCGCGUCAAAGUGCGCAGCAUCACAGAGAAAAGUUGCAUGCGCUUGCUUCCUGCGGGGGGACAGUGGGGCCUCUUUGGCGCGGGCAUUGUGCCGGCGGAGGCCGACACGGUCGUCGUCACGGAGGGCGAAUUCGACGCCAUGAGUGUCUACCAGCAGACUGGGCUGCCGGCUGUCUCCGUGCCCAUGGGUGCCCACUCCUUACCAGUCCAAGUUCUGCCGUUUUUUGAGCGGUUCAAGAAUAUCAUUUUGUGGAUGGAUGAGGAUGCUGCAGGUCGCGAAGGAGCUGAGCUCUUUGCUUCCAAGCUGGGCAUUGGGCGUUGCUACUUGGUGCGCGGCUCGGUCGUCUUCGACUCCCUCGUCCAGGCCGCUGCGUCUGCUUCGGCAGCCGGGCACCUGACGGAGACGCCGAGGGAGAAGAAGAGCGAAAAGAAAAAGAAGAAGGGGGGAGACGAGGUUCAGCACGACGAUGCGGACGGGAGCAAGCGUGUUGGAGAGGCUGAGCAGCCGCGGGUCACAGGCCAAGGCUGCAGCGGCGAGGCGGCGACAGAUCGCCUUCAGCAGCUUGCGGGAGGACCUGACCUACGUGGAGGUGUGCCCAAGGACGCGAACGAGGCGUUGCUCCGCGGCUUCGAUUUGCGACUGUUCAUCGACAGCGCCGCGCCGAUUCCUCACUCGCAGAUCCUUACGUUCCGCGACCUGAGAAAUAGUGUUUUUGACGAGAUCAUGAAUCCAGGGCGUGUCAGAGGCAUCCCGAGCGUCACCCUCCCAGCCUUCACAAGAUUGCUAGGUGGCUUCCGUCGCGGCGAGCUUUCUGUGUGGACCGGCGGGACUGGCAUGGGGAAGACGACGAUUCUCUCGCAGCUGUCGAUCGACUUCUGCUUGCAAGGAGUACCGACUCUCUGGGGAUCCUUUGAGGUCAACAACGUCAGACUGCUGAAGACGAUGCUUCGCCAAUUCAGCGGCGGCGAACUGGAUGGAGACAGAGCCCGAUUCGAUUUCUUUGCGGACAAGUUUGCCGCGCUCCCCCUGUAUUUCCUCAAGUUCCACGGAUCGACCCAUGUAGACGAGGUCAUUGACGCCAUGGACUACGCUUGCUACGUGCUCGAUGUGGGUCACGUCAUCCUGGACAACCUUCAGUUCAUGCUGAGCGGGCAGGGUCGAGGCCACGAAGUUUGGGAUAUGCAGAACUCGGCGAUUGAAAAGUUCCGGCGAUUUGCCACGACGAAGAACGUCCACAUCUCCAUUGUCGUCCAUCCUAGAAAGGAGGAUGACGGCACGCCGCUGGGCAUUUCCAGCGUUUUCGGCUCGGUUAAAUCCACCCAGGAAGCCGACAACGUGGUGAUUCUCCAGCGGCGGCGGCGGAGCGCGAGCGCUCAGGCCGCCUCGGUGUCUUCUCGAACUGGCGCACGCAGAGGGAGCAUGACGCCCGUGGAGGCGUCCGCGGCUCCUCACCCUGGAGAUGCGUCGCAAACCGAGAACUUCUUGGAACUCAGGAAGAACCGAUUUUCCGGCGAACUUGGCAGCGUGCCGUAUGUGUUCAACAAAAACAGUCUCACGAUUAGGGAACUUUCUCCGUCGUUCUUGGCCGCAGAUGAGGAGACGGCGCGCCGCCUUUCUCGUGGCUCUUCUGGAAGCGAAGCUGGGUCGCGGCGAAAGAGAUCAACACCUGAACCCGUCCCGCCAUACCAGUAUGCAUCUGGAGAGCCCAGCCCUGGACCCACUGAAGACGCCUCAUUGAGGCAGCUCCGGCACGACAGCCAGCAGCCGAUUAUGGCGCACGCCUUUGAUCGGCUGCAGAGGCGGCGAGACUCCGAACUGGAGCAAGAGACGGGUCCUGACUUGGGCGGCGCUCUUUCUCCGUCAGGCCUUCGGAACGGCGGCUUUUCAGGAGGAUCUUCGUUCGCCCAGAGGGCAGGUGUGCGUGCGGCGUUCCAGGCCGCGCCUCCAGCGCAUGCGCCUGGGGCAGCCAAGCCGAGCUCGGGCUUGUUGCAGAAUUCUCCAUCGACCACCGGCGGCAUUGUGCCUUCGUCGUCUUCGAUUGCAGGAUCGCCGCCUGCACACGUGCUACACGCCGCGCCGGCGUCGGCUCCGUCUCCGCAGCCUCCCGCGCCGCGCCGCCCGCCGAGGAAGGCGAGAGCCUCUUCGCUGUCCGCGGGCGGAGUGGAAGCUGAGCUGCCCCCCUCUACUGCCGCGCUCGACGCUGGUGCCGCGAUGCAAGGCGAUUCUGCGUCGCCUCGAGCAUUAGCCGCUUCUGGUGACGACGCGGGACAGUCGAGGCACGACGCCUCUUCCGCCUCGCGCGCCGAGGCGACGACUGCGCCGGCCGUGGCGGCUGGCGCCGGGCGUUCCCAGCCAGUCUCUGUCUCGUUUUCCUCGGAUUCCCCUAUGCCCCUGCUGCGCGAGCUCGCCCAUGCCUUGCCGCUAACAGAGCCGAUCAAGAUGAGCGGCCCCAAUAGGACAAAGACCGCCGUGUACGAAGACCUUCGUCGCGUCGUCGAGCGGCACCCCGCAAUGAAGCGCAUCGCCGCAGCGAUCGUGGCGGACUUUGAGAAGAAGCAGAAGAAAAGGGACCAGGAGAGAAACUCGCAGCGUGGAAAGGCCAAAGGCACAGGCAAGGCUGCAGAUCGGGAGGCUGGGAAAGAGGGCGACGGGGACACCAGUGGACAGGACGCGGUGAGCGGCAGGCCCGGCGCGGAGCAGAAGAGAGACUCGACGGAAGGAGCGGUGACGCCCUCUGCUGGGCAGGGCGUGGGAGUCCCGUAUCAUGAGUACUCCGAUGCCACGAGCGUCCUCCUGGGGCAAGUUCGAGAGGCAGAUGAAGAGGACGUGGAGCCUCCAGUGGUCAAGCUCGUUCCAUUGCAAGAUGUGCUAGGCCCUGUUCCGUACUGCGAAGACCAGGGAGAAACUGAGGAAGGGGGCAAAGAAGCGGACUCUGACGCCCGUGCCGAAGGCGACGCCGCCGAAAGGCAUGAGCACGACGCCACCUGCCAGCUCCAGGUCGCGCAGCCUAUCGAGCCCCCGACGGAUUAUAUUCGGUCAGAUUUUAUUUUGGUGGACUCAGAGUGCAAAAUGCGCCAGCUCGCGCCUUACCUCUACCGAAUUCUGGAGAAACUUCAUCCGGACGACGCGAUGUAUGCCAGGAAGCGCGCCGCAGUCCAGCCUCGCUCCUCGACCCAAAACGCGACGCCGGAGACGCAAGCAAAAGGAAGAGAUGGAGGCGCUGGAAAGGUGGGAAGGAACGCGCCAGCCACGGCGACCAGUUCGGGACCAGGGUGCGGUGUCGCAGCAGGAGAGAAGACUGAAACAAACUCUGUGUGUUUCUCCAUGGGCGUAGACGUCGAGACCACAGGGCUUGACCCUUACAGCGCCCGCCUGAGGCUUCUGCAGCUCGCUAUGCCAGAUUUCCCGACCUUGCUCUUCGAUCUCUUUUCGCUGCCGAUCGACUCGCCUUCGCUUCGUGCGGUGCGCCUGCUGCUGGCCUCUCCACGCAUUCGGAAGGUUUUCCACAACGGCAAAUUCGACCUGGGCUUCCUCGCCGCCACAGGUCUCGCGCAGUCUCAGGACCGCCGCGAGCCGACUGCGCCGGCUCGGACCCAAGAGCGAGGCUCGCUCGAGAAAGCCAGCAGCAGGUCUCCCGCGGCGGGAGACGUGGGUCCAGGGCGGAGCGCGGGCGCCGAGAUCAGCGAGGCAGGCGCAGUCGGCAACAUGCAGAGUUCGUCAAAAACGGGCGCACAAGAGAGGAGAGACUCCUCGAUGCGUCUGAUAGACGCAGCGGUCUUGGGCGAUCGGCCGCCGGAGAUAGGCGAGCUGCAGAGAGACGGCGGCGUCUUCGUCGAAGGGCCUCUCUUCGACACUUUGAUCGCCGCCAAGGUCGUGGAGGCGGGCGUUUUUGGAACUGGCUACAAGCUCCUGCAAGUCGUGGAGCGCUUCCUCGGAGUUCUCAUGGACAAGCGCAUGCAGGCGAGCGACUGGAGCUCAAAGCGUCUCUCUCAGGAGCAGCUUCUGUACGCUGCCAGGGACGCGGCUGUCAUGUUGCCGCUCCAGCAGCGUCUGCAACAAAAGCUCGAAGCCCACGGCCUGCAAGAAGUCAUGGACGUCGAGAUGCGUUGCCUGCGACCAGUCGUGGCGAUGGAGCUGAACGGCAUGCAAAUCGACCACGCGCAGUGGAAGGACCUCGAGGCGCAUCUGCGUGAAGAAGAAGUGAAGGCGAAGAAGCGUCUUGCUGCGGAGCUCCACGUGGAUGAGAACACUGUGAAGUUCAACUCGCAGAAACAAAUGCUUGACGCGCUGCGUGCCUUGGGCAUCCCGGCGCCGCCGCCUGACAGUCCCUCGUCGCCUCGCGGGCGAGGCCCUCGGCGUCCGGGGUACCCCGGGCAGGGGGUCGUAGGCCCCGAGGGAGGAGGAGGCUUCGAGGACGACGGCCUUUUGAAAGACACAAGCGACGGCACGCUGGCGCGCCUGACGCACUACCCUGCAGUCCAGGCAUUGCGUGACUACCGAAAAGCAGCCAAAGCCAUCACGACCUUCGUUGACAAGUUGCCGCAGCACAUCAACCCUGUCACAGGGAAGAUCCACUGCAGCCUUCACCAAUGCGGCGCUGGCAGCGGCCGUUUUAGUUGCGAUUCACCGAAUCUGCAGCAGAUUCCUCGAGAGCGGCGGUUUCGCGCGUGCUUCGUGCCUUCAAAAACGGUCGCCGGGCGCCCAGGGAAGUUCAUCAUCGCCGACUUCUCUCAGAUCGAGCUUCGAAUCGCCGCAGACCUUGCGUGCGACGAGCGAAUGAUUGAGGCCUAUAGAAAGGGCGAGGAUCUGCACAAGUUGACCGCGUCUUUGAUUUUGAAUAAACCUCCUUCGGCGUUGUCAAAGGCCGACAGACAACUGGCCAAGGCGGUUAACUUCGGUCUCAUCUACGGGAUGAGCGCCGAUAGAUUCAAAGGCUACGCGCACACUGCGUACGGCGUGCAGAUGACAACGCAGCAGGCCCGCGAUUUCCACGCCAAGUACUUCAGCAGCUACCCCGGGAUCACACGGUGGCAUCAGCGACAAAAGGCCGAGCAACCGCGCGAGACACGGACGCGAGCAGGCCGAAGAGCUCUGUUCGACUACUUCGCCUUUACAAAGUCCCUGAACUACCCAGUUCAAGGCACCUCGGCGGAUAUCACCAAAGAAAGUCUCGUGCGCCUUCAAAGCAAGCUAGCCCCCCUCGGGGGCCGGCUGGUCAUGUGCGUCCACGACGAGAUUAUCGCCGAAGUCCCGGAGGACAAAGCGGAAGAGGGACUGCGAAUUCUGAUUGCAACUAUGGAAGCGGCCGGCAACAAGUAUCUCCGGUUCGUCCCCUGCGUUGCCGAGGGCGCCGUCGCGGACAGUUGGGCGGAUAAGCCCUAG
Molecule: messenger RNA, 6936 nt
Organism: Besnoitia besnoiti
Lineage: Eukaryota; Apicomplexa; Conoidasida; Eucoccidiorida; Sarcocystidae
Product: putative helicase
Exons: 21
Coding region: 1-6936 (2311 amino acids)
Biological process (GO): DNA-templated DNA replication
Molecular function (GO): 5'-3' DNA helicase activity; DNA-directed DNA polymerase activity; single-stranded DNA binding
Source: RefSeq, a predicted model, not a curated record